CCUACUCAUUCAGCAGUUUUAUCACAAUUAUUUGAGGGUUGGAACAUGUGCAGAGAUUGAGAGGGAGAUAGAGAUAAGAGCGUCUGCUAAAUGGCUUAAAUGUAAAUGUAAUAGAGAGAGAGUUAAAGAGAGUAUGGAUGCAGAGAUUAUAGAAGACACUGUGAAAACGCUGUACAAACUGCUGGAGAAGAUCCAUAAGUAGGGAGAGAAGGUGGAAAUAAAAGAGAAUGUGUUAGAGAAGGCAAGGAGUGGAGAGUGAAAAGGAGGAAAUGAAGAAGAAGAAGAAGGAGGGGUAGAGAGGGAGGAGAUGGUGGCAAUGCAGAGUUAGGUGGUGAAGAAGAGGGAGUAGGUAGUGAUGAAAGACAAGGGGCUGGAAAAGCAGAAAGAGAAACUGGAGAAAAAGAGCAAGAAGCUAGACAUAUUUGAGAAAGUUGGAAAGUUGGGAGUUGGAAAAGAAGAAAGAUAAGUUGGAGAGAAAUAAUAAGAUAAUGGAAAGGUUGAAAGUGGAUGUGAAUAAGAGAAGGUAGAAUAUUACAAUAACAGGAGAGAUUAUUAAACAAUUAAGUGAAUGAGAUUGACAAAAUAAAAGUAGAUGUCAAAGAGAAGGCAAAGGGGGAGACGCAGAAAGUGGCAGGUGGAGUUGAAGUGAUGGAAGGAGAAGAUGGAAAGAGAAAAAAAGUGGAGAGAGAGGGAGAAGUUUGAGAAGAGGAAGAGUAGGAUGGAGAGAAAAACACACACAUAAAGCCAUUAAAUGAACCACUUUGCACUCAGCACUGUGAGCCUACAUUUAAAAAAACAUAUGUUAAUUCAUCUGAGAGAACCGCAAAGUUGCGCUGUAGGGUAGUCUCCAAUAACACACUGCAAUUUAUAAAUGCACGAUUCAACGAUAACAACGGUGGAGGUCGCUGUUUUCAGAUCAACGCUUUCUAAUUGAAAAAUCAAUGAACUCUAACAAAACACUAUCAAAUAGGCCUACAGGCUCCAGAGAAAAAACUAAUAAAGCGGGAAGGUGUCAAAAAGUCUUAGGGUUGGUAAAUAUUUUUAAUCUCGUAAAUAAAGGUCGUAAAUGGAUCAAUAAUCAAACCAAUCCGAAUAUAUUUAGUGUAUGAAGUUAAAGUUCAAUAGUCUGCACUUUUCAUAGAUCAAAAUACACAGUUGAAAAGCUCUUAGUAGCGGAGAGCUGAGUAAAGAUCGAUCUCAUUGGCGAUGAUAGGGACCCUCUAGUGCUCGUGGGUGGUACUCCGGAACUCUUGUGAAUGGAGCUCGUACGACGAAGGGGGAUGGAUGCAAGCAAAGGACAAGAAGACCCUCUCAAACUCUCUCAAACUCUCUAGACACGGGACAAUUUGGAAGCAUCGUAGUCCUGUUUCGAUGCACAUCAUUAUUUGACGGGACUAUAGGAGAUAUUUACCUUCACCACAUCACUCUUUAAUUUGUAGUUAAUUUGUGUGAAUGAAUAAUGUUCUUGAACGUUUUAAUGUGGUGCAUGAUAGCACUGGACACCGCGCGCAUCGCAUCAUCUCUGGAGUUACAACCUGGCAUGCCUAAUGUGUGUGUGGAGCAGGAGUUGUCCAUGCUGGGUGCACGCCAGCCUUGUGUCCAGGCCUUCACUCGGAUGGUCAAGGUCUGGAAGCAAGGCUGCACCGGCCACCGCUGGUGUGUUGGCUACGAAAGGAGAACAGGCUACUACACAGCCUACAGGCAGGUGUACAGAAUGGAUGUGCACAGGGUGACCAGGUGCUGCCCUGGGUGGACACAGAGGGGCAAGGAGAGGGGCUGUUUGCACCGGGUGUGUGCUGCUACUACCUGCUUCAAUGGGGGCAGGUGUGCUGAGAGAGGUGACCAGAUCUGUCAUUGUCCUGUAGGCUUCCAAGGAACACGCUGCCAGUAUGAUGUCAACGAGUGUUCGACAGCUAACGGCGGCUGUGAGGGACAUUGCUGCAACACCAUUGGAAGCUUCUACUGCAAGUGCCCCGGGGGCAGUCGACUGGGUCCGGAUGGAAAGGCCUGUUUGGAUGUGAAUGAGUGUGAGGAGCUGAAUGGCGGCUGCCAGCAGACCUGUAUGAACACGGCAGGCUCCUACCACUGUGAGUGCAGUCAGGGCUCUCGCAUGCACACUGACGGAAGGACGUGCAUUGCUGUGAACUCCUGCUCAGUGAAGAAUGGCGGCUGUGAACACAAGUGUGUGGACAUGGACAACGACCACUACAAGUGCGAGUGUCGUAGAAACUACCAACUGAAGAGGGAUGGGAAGCACUGCGAGUUUAGGGACCCCUGUGUGGACAGGAGUGCAGGCUGUGUCCAGCUGUGUCGUUUUGUGGAUGGUCGAGCAGAGUGCAGCUGCAGACCUGGGUACUCGCUGGCCGGUGACCGCCAGGGCUGUGAGGACAUAGAUGAGUGCAGCUCAGGCCAGGCCAUAUGUGCCCAUCGCUGUGUCAACACCCGGGGCUCCUUCAGCUGUGUGUGUAACCCUGGCUUUGAGCUGGGCGCUGACGGAAAACAGUGCUACCGUAUUGAGAUGGAGAUCGUGGACAGCUGUGAGAAGAACAACGGAGGAUGCUCCCACCACUGUGAACACACCACCAACGGACCCCUCUGCUCCUGUAACCAAGGAUACCAACUGGCUGAGGGCAGGAAGACCUGUGUUGACAGUGAUGAGUGUGAGAGUGGGGAGGCGUGCUGCAGUCAGUUCUGUAAGAACAACCCAGGGGGCUAUGAGUGCAGCUGCCAGGCUGGUUAUAGGCUCCACGCAGACGGCUGUGGCUGCAAUGACAUUGAUGAGUGCCUGGCAGAGAGUUCUGUCUGUGAACACUACUGUGUGAACACCCUGGGGACCUACGAGUGUUUCUGCAGACUGGGCUUCCGUCUGGACCACGACCACAGAGCCUGCAUCCCGCUGUACGACAGUGACCUGGAUGACGAUGAAGAGGAGGAUGAUGCAGAUGAGGAUCUGGAAGUGCACCGGUUACCAGAUCUGCUGUUCCGACAGACCCCUCAGCUCCUGCAGUACACUGCAGCCCUGCACUCACCCUAUGGUGAAGACCAGGAGGAAGAGGCACAGAGAGGGGAACUCACCCUGGUCAGCCACAUAGUGUGUCUAGAUGAUUCCUUCGGGGAUGACUGUGGUGUGAGCUGUGCUGACUGUGAGAACGGAGCAGUGUGUGGUGCGGACAGAGAACACUGUGAAUGUACACCUGGAUGGACUGGCGUCAUCUGCAACGAGACUUGUCCAGUGGGGACCUAUGGACAGGCCUGUAACAGCCUAUGUCGUUGCCAGAACGGGGGCUCCUGUGAACCAGUAACUGGGAGGUGUAUUUGCCCACCGGGGGUGCAGGGCCAGCUCUGUGAGGACGGUUGCCCACAAGGAUACUUUGGGAAACACUGUAGGCGGAGGUGUAACUGCCCCAACAACGGGCGCUGCCACCGUCUCUAUGGAGCCUGCCUGUGUGCCCCAGGGCUGUACGGGCGCUUCUGCCACCUGCCUUGUCCCAGGUGGACUCACGGUGUUGGCUGCUCUGAGGAGUGUGACUGUGAUCUGGAACAUUCCCUGGGCUGCCAUCCCAAGAACGGGACCUGUCUGUGCAAACCUGGCCACCAUGGCUCUCAGUGUCAGCAAGAGUGUGAUCCAGGGUUCUAUGGUAGUGGCUGUUGGCAGCAGUGUGACUGUACAGUUGGGGAGACCUGUGACCCUAGGAGUGGAGAGUGCACCCGGAGGUGUCCUGCAGGGCUCCAUGGGAACUUGUGUCAGCUGGCCUGCAGUGCUGGUCAGUUCGGGGAGAAGUGCCUCCGGACGUGUGUGUGUGGAGGAGAACCCUGUGACCCCAUGACAGGAGAGUGUAUCUGCCCUGUUGGGAAGACAGGAAAGGCCUGUCAACAAGUGUGUCCAACAGGGUCCUAUGGGCCAGGCUGUGUGAGCACCUGUGUCUGUCACCCUGAUGCCAGCUGUGACCAUGUCACCGGACACUGCAUCUGUCCCCCAGGCCGAACAGGACACGUCUGCACUAAGCCCUGUGAGGAGGGGUCAUGGGGCUCUGGGUGCUCCAACAGGUGCCAGUGUGCAGACCGAGCCCUGAUUUGUGAUGCUGUGACUGGACACUGUGUGUGUGAGGCUGGCUUCACUGGAGACCACUGUGAACAGAAGUGUGUGGAGGGCAGCUAUGGUUUGGGCUGUGCCCUGGACUGUCAGUGUCAGCACGGGGCUCUGUGUGACCAUGUGAGUGGAGCCUGCACCUGCUCCUCUGGAUGGACCGGAAGCUUCUGUGAGAAAAUGUGCCCGGACGGGUUUUACGGUCUUGACUGUGGCCAGAUGUGCGAGUGCAGGAACGGUGCCCGCUGCCACCACAUCACAGGAGCCUGCCUCUGCACCCCUGGCUGGUCGGGACCACACUGCAUUCUGGCCUGCCCUGAGGGUGGUUUCGGGAAGGACUGCAGCCGGAGCUGUGAGUGUCAGAACGGGGCCACCUGUGACCACGUCAGCGGCCGCUGCAGCUGUGGAGCCGGAUGGACCGGAGCCAGCUGCCAAGAGGCCUGUUCUGCUGGGAGGUAUGGAGAGGACUGUUCCCAGCUGUGUCUGUGCCAGCAUGGAGGUUUCUGUGACAGCGUGACUGGCCAGUGUUCCUGCCCCAGAGGAUGGACCGGAGCAGCCUGCGAGCUGGACUGUGGGGAGGGGCACUAUGGAGAGGGGUGCACACAAACCUGCAGCUGUCAGAACGGAGGGACAUGUGACAGAGUGACUGGGGGGUGUAGCUGUCCCCCUGGCUGGACUGGAGAGCACUGUCAGACAGCGUGUCCAGGCGGUCUCCAUGGAGAAGGGUGUGAGCAGAGGUGUCAGUGCGACCACGGGACAAGCUGCCACCAUGUGACAGGCAGGUGUGAAUGUCACCCAGGAUGGAGAGAGGCCCGGUGCGACAAACCCUGCCUGCCUGGGGUCUACGGUGCUUCCUGUGCCCAGCGGUGUCAGUGUCAGUCUGGGGUGUCCUGCCACCACGUUACUGGGACAUGUGGCUGCCCUGCUGGUCUCACUGGGAACGGCUGUGAGGAGAUGUGUCCAUCAGGUGUGUUCGGGCUGAACUGUAGCCAGAUGUGCCAGUGUUCUGGGGACCAUGAGCAGUGUCACCCUGUCACUGGAAGGUGUACCUGUCUACCUGGUUACUACGGCAACCGUUGUGAACUCAUGUGUCGAGAGGGAUCAUAUGGGCCAAACUGCAAGGCCAGAUGUAAAUGCAACAAUGGCGGUCGCUGUGACACCAAGACAGGGACCUGUGAGUGCCCACCUGGCUUCCUAGGAGCUGACUGCAGCAUUGGUUGUCCGGCUGGGCGCUAUGGGAAGGACUGUGCCCGUCUGUGUUCUUGUGGGGAGAGAGGGCAGUGCCACCCUGUGACCGGGAGGUGUAUCUGCGCCCCAGGCCAAAUCGGGCAGUCCUGCCAUCAAGCCUGCCCUAGGGGGCGCUAUGGCCUGCAGUGCAGGAACACAUGUGUGUGUCAGAACGGAGCGCUGUGUGAGCCCAGGGACGGGAGCUGCAGGUGUGGGCUGGGCUGGACGGGACCACGCUGUGAGACAGCGUGUGUCCAGGGGAAAUAUGGACCGGACUGUGCACUGGACUGUCCCUGCCAGAACAACGGGACAUGUGACCGCAUCACUGGCUGCUGCAGCUGCACGGCCGGACACUACGGACACUCUUGUGAACACUUGUGUCCCUCAGGCUUCUUCGGACAGAACUGUGCCCGUCCGUGUGUUUGCCGAGCGGGACAGACAUGUGAUCAUGUGACGGGCCGGUGUGUGUGUCUGCCUGGCUACCAUGGUUCCCAGUGUCAGAGACGGUGCGAGGUUGGCAGGUUUGGGGAGGGCUGUCAGCAGUCAUGUGACUGCGUCGGGGGAGCCCCCUGUCAUCCAGCCACGGGACAGUGUCUCUGCCCCCCGGGGAAGACUGGACAGAGAUGUGAAAAAGACUGUGGAGGAGAUCGUUUUGGUCCUGGCUGCUCCCUGCAGUGUCAGUGUUCCCAUCAGGCCCAGUGUGACGCUCGUAACGGCCGCUGCCUGUGUCCUGUUACCUGGCUGGGCCCCACAUGCACAGAAGGACGACUAGAGACUGCAGAGGUCCCAGCAUUGGGCUUCUCUCCCUCCCUGAAGGGGCCGUCUGGUCUCUCCCACUCGUAGCGCCGCUGGAGCCCCACAUUCCAAACUAGACGUCCCAAAUACCCCCGCCAGAUGUCUCAAACACUGAACAAGGUGCCCUAAAUAUGCAGUCAGGGGUCCUGGGGCGUCAUGGGAAGGCUGUUACAGAUGGACAGAUGGACAGAGGUAUACAGCCAGAAGGUGAUUCAGGUCUGGACCAGACACACAAGGUCAUGUAUUCUUAUGUCUACACCUGUAUUCUGCACAUUUGGUUGAGAAAUGUGCAUUGGCUUUUUGUGAGCCUGCAGAAAGGUGCAGAAUGCUGGUUUAGUUAGAGAGAGAGAGAGAGCAGGCUACACAAGGACCUGGAACAUUGAUGUGCUGCUGGGUGGUAGACAUUGGUACGCGCCCUACCUGAUUGUCUCAGGACUGGACCUCUGCCCCAAGUCAACUGGUCUAGCCUGUCAUUAACCACAGGCCAAAUGCUUCCUGGACAUUCAUAACGUCUCUGUCCUCACCCCAAUGCAGCUUUGUGCAGCCUAGUACACAGGGGCGGGCAACUACGGUGCUGGAGGGGCACAGUGUGUGCGGACCAUCACUAUCACACAUGAUUCACAAAGACCAUGAUUCUGUGAUUAGUGGAAUCAGGUGUGUUAGAGCUGGGCUGGAACAAAAGCCGGCACCCUCCUCUUGCUUACCCAUGGCCUACCCUCAGAGUCAUAGGGACUGACAUGGGAGCAACAGCCAUCACUCCCGAAGUGUCCACUGGUACUGUCUCUCCGUUGAAUGGCACUCUGUCAUUUUCUCAUAUCGUAUACAAUGAGACUAUUUUGCGUUGUAUUUUACUGGUUUCUUUUGACAGCGUCUGCCUGAUUGCUUGUCAUAAAGUGUUAAUAUAUUUUGAAAUUGCUUUUGGUUGUAUGUUUGAUAAGAUCACUUACUGUACUAUCUGAUCAAGCCACGUAUCAAUUCAUUACUGCUGUUACUGUCUGUUAUUGUAAGUGUGUAAGUUAAAUGCCACUAUGACCUAUAGAAGUCUGUUUUAGCCAAGUAAUCAGUAUAUUUUCAUGUAGAAGGGUUUUUAAAAUAUUACAAAGCAUUUGAACUGUACCUCAGGAUACUGCCAUUCAUACCACUCAUAACAUGUACUGUACUAUGUGCCCGAUGGCAGGCUUUAUGUAAAUGGUGCUAUUUUGAUAUAUUUUGAUUUUUCUUUUUAAAUUCUCUUUUUGCUAA
This is a messenger RNA of Oncorhynchus masou masou (cherry salmon), 7351 nucleotides long. RefSeq names its product multiple epidermal growth factor-like domains protein 6. The transcript has 37 exons. Gene Ontology annotation, molecular function: scavenger receptor activity; calcium ion binding; protein binding. The record is from RefSeq and is a predicted model, not a curated record. The coding region runs from base 1460 to 6157 and encodes 1565 amino acids. Lineage: Eukaryota; Metazoa; Chordata; Actinopteri; Salmoniformes; Salmonidae.